Uncinocarpus reesii 1704 is the source of this 1008-nucleotide messenger RNA. RefSeq lists its product as uncharacterized. Gene Ontology annotation, biological process: GPI anchor biosynthetic process. The transcript is spliced from 4 exons. The record is from RefSeq and is a predicted model, not a curated record. Gene Ontology annotation, cellular component: endoplasmic reticulum membrane. Gene Ontology annotation, molecular function: hydrolase activity, acting on ester bonds. Lineage: Eukaryota; Fungi; Ascomycota; Eurotiomycetes; Onygenales; Onygenaceae. The coding region runs from base 1 to 1008 and encodes 335 amino acids.
AUGAAGCUCAGCGGGGCGUCGUUUCGUUUGCCGCGGUCGCCGUGGUUUCUAGCAUUUUGCUUAUGGAUAUUUUUUAUUCAAACCGCCAAGGCGUCACUUGGUGACCGACUGCCAGAUUUCAAAGAGUGUGUUCAGGUGUGCAUACUCGAGAAUUGCGAGAAAAGCCCGGUGUCAUUGCCGAUACACCUCCGACUCCUUCUCUGGGAUUGUCCGUCAGAGUGCGACUAUACAUGCCAACAUGUCGUCACCCACAAGCGGCUUUCCCGCGACCCGCCAAUGCUUGAACCCGUCCUCCAGUUUCAUGGAAAAUGGCCGUUUCGUCGUAUCCUUGGAAUUCAGGAGUUCUUCUCCGUUUUCUUCUCUCUCCUAAACUUCUUAGCUCACCAGCAAGGUAUGGCCAGAGUUCGCGAGUCGAUACCGGCGUCGUAUCCGCUACGGAAAUAUUAUCUGGGCUUUGGAUACUUUGGCAUGGCCAGCUGGAUCUUUAGUAUGAUAUUCCACACCCGAGAUUUUCCCCUGACAGAGAAGCUCGACUAUUUCGCGGCCGGAGCUAGCGUGCUCUAUGGACUCUACCUCUCCGUAGUGCGAGUCUUUCGCCUAGACCAAACUCGUCCACGGGUUAAACCUACACUUCUACGUUGGUGGUCGUUGCUCUGCUGUGGUUUGUAUGUGGGCCAUGUCUCGUACUUGAGCUUUUGGACCUGGGAUUACUCGUACAACAUGGCAGCAAACGUGGCGGUAGGUAUAACGCAAAAUUUGCUUUGGAGCGGGUUUAGUAUCUCCCGAUACAGGAAAUAUAUGAAAGGCUGGACUGCGUGGCCGGGAAUGAUAGUCGCAUGGCUUAUCGUCGCGAUGAGCCUGGAGCUUUUGGAUUUCCCUCCAGCAUGGGAGCUGAUUGAUGCCCACAGCCUCUGGCAUCUGGGGACCGUCAUUCCCACGAUCUGGUGGUACACAUUUCUCAUUAAAGACGCACAAGAUGACCUGAUUGGACAGAGGCUGAAGGCAUAG